GAGGGUGGCUGGCGGUCCGGCUCGCGGCGGUCUGCACCGGCUUCUCGGAGGAAGGAGCAGCGUCCGAGGUCACCAUCCUUUGGAGUCUAUCGUGAUCUUUUCGCCAUGCUUGGCGAUGCGUGGCCCUCGCGCGAGGAGGCGCGUGCUGGAGGCUGAGUCCCCCGCGGCGCCGGCAGUGGUUCGUCCCGCUCGGUUUUCCGGGCGCCGCACGGACGCCCCUCCCUCUCCUUCGUAGUCUUGCGCCCGCGGUCCUUGCGCUGGGUCGGCGAGUCCUUGGCUGGCGAGGCCAAAGCAGAAAAAUGAGGAGUGGGGCCUCUUGUGCGCUGGAGACCGUCUGGAAGGACAAGCACGAGUAUGAGGAGGCGGAGCGGUGCUUCCGUGAGCAUGAGGCCGCGCGAGCCACCACCUCUGCCCAGAAGCUCCUGGCCAAGGUGCCGGCUGUGAACGGGACCAGCCAGGAGGACACAGAGGACACCGACGAGGCAGAGGCCCCCAUUACCAGCAGCAAGAGUGACACUGGGAAGAGCCAUGAGUGCAAGAAGCCCCUUCAGAAAAAGAGGAAGCGUUCCCCCAAGAGCUGGCUUGGCCAGGCAGACCUAGCCCUCGUGGGCCUCUCAGCUGAUUGUGUGUGGCUGGAAAAGCCACUCUUUGACCAGGCAGAAAGUGCCUACCGUCAGAGGCUGGCAGAUGUGGCUGCCCAGGCAGCCCAGCAGACUGCCUUAGCCCCUUGGGGCCCCUGCACACAUGGGAGCCACGUAGCCUGCCACCAUGUGACGUGGGGGAUCUGGGUCAACAAGUCUUGCUUUGACCAGGCUGAGCGGGCUUUCGUGGAGUGGUCUCAGGCCUUGCUACUGGCUGCAGAGGGGAGCCGUAGACAGGGGGCUCCUGAUACAGGCCAGCAGGCAGUCACGCCCGACUUGGCCUUGGCCUGCCAGCCUUGCCUACCAGCCAAUGGCCAGCCCUCUCUAGGAAGCCUGCAGGCACUGGUGCAGGAAGUAUGGCUGGAGAAGCCCCAUUAUGAUGCAGCUGAAAGGGGCUUCUAUGAGGCCCUGUUUGAUGGCCACCCCCCAGGGAAAGUGCGCCUGCAGGAGCAAGCCAUCCAGGCAGAGGGUGCCCGGGGGGGCCGCAGAGACCAUCGGAGCAGGAAUGCCGUGGGAAACAAGAGAGCUGGGUCCCGGCAAGCCGACGGGGAGGCCCCUUCUGCUUUGCCCUACUGGUACUUCCUGCACAAGGACGCAGAGGCCCCUUGGCUCAGCAAACCCGCCUAUGACAGUGCUGAGUGCCGCCACCAUGCUGCUGAGGCCCUGCGCAUAGCCUGGCGCCUAGAAGCCACCUCCCUGGCUCACCAACCGUCGCCCCGCUCUGGCCUAUCCAUGUGCAGUCUGAGACCCAACAGAAAAAUGGCUACUACAAACUUUCUAGUGCAUGAAAAGAUCUGGUUUGACAAGUUCAAAUAUGAUGAUGCAGAGAGGAAAUUCUACGAGCAGAUGAAUGGGCCUGUGGCUGGUGGCUCCCGCCAGGACAAUGGUGCCAGCGUGAUCCUCCGUGACAUUGCGAGAGCCAGAGAGAACAUCCAGAAGUCCCUGGCCGGAAGCUCAGGCCCUGGGGCCUCCAGUGGGCCUGGUGGAGAUCACAGUGAGCUUAUUGUACGAAUCGCCAGCCUAGAGGUGGAGAACCAGAACCUCCGAGGCGUGGUGCAAGAUCUGCAGCAGGCCAUUUCCAGGUUGGAGGCCCGGCUGAGCACUCUAGAGAAGAGCUCACCUACUCACCGAGCGACAGCCCCACAAACCCAGCACGUAUCUCCCAUGCGCCAAGCGGAGCCCCCAACCAAGAAGGCAGCCACACCAGCAGAGGACGAUGAGGACAACGACAUCGACCUGUUUGGCAGUGAUGAGGAGGAAGAGGACAAAGAGGCUGCGCGGCUGCGGGAGGAGCGGCUGCGACAGUAUGCAGAGAAGAAGGCCAAGAAGCCUUUGCUAGUGGCCAAGUCCUCCAUCCUCCUGGAUGUCAAACCUUGGGAUGACGAGACAGACAUGGCCCAGCUGGAGGCUUGUGUGCGCUCCAUCCAGUUGGAUGGGCUGGUCUGGGGGGCCUCCAAGCUAGUGCCUGUGGGCUAUGGUAUCCGGAAGCUGCAGAUCCAGUGUGUGGUGGAAGAUGACAAAGUAGGCACUGACUUUCUGGAAGAGGAGAUCACCAAGUUUGAGGAGCAUGUGCAGAGUGUAGACAUUGCAGCUUUCAACAAGAUCUGAAGCCCAAGAGUGUGGUUCAUGUGUGUGAGGCCCUGCUGAAAUUAAAGACUGAGACUGCAGGA
This is a messenger RNA of Nannospalax galili (Upper Galilee mountains blind mole rat), 2311 nucleotides long. It is a transcript of the gene Eef1d, whose product is annotated as eukaryotic translation elongation factor 1 delta. Gene Ontology annotation, molecular function: translation elongation factor activity; guanyl-nucleotide exchange factor activity. NCBI's taxonomy places the organism in Eukaryota, Metazoa, Chordata, Mammalia, Rodentia, Spalacidae. The coding region runs from base 300 to 2249 and encodes 649 amino acids. The record is from RefSeq and is a predicted model, not a curated record. The transcript has 10 exons. Gene Ontology annotation, biological process: translational elongation. Gene Ontology annotation, cellular component: eukaryotic translation elongation factor 1 complex; cytosol.